Messenger RNA from Paramacrobiotus metropolitanus, 3359 nucleotides. Its product is annotated as DNA ligase 4-like. Gene Ontology annotation, biological process: double-strand break repair via nonhomologous end joining; DNA recombination; nucleotide-excision repair, DNA gap filling. The record is from RefSeq and is a predicted model, not a curated record. Bases 264 to 3101 code for a protein of 945 amino acids. NCBI's taxonomy places the organism in Eukaryota, Metazoa, Tardigrada, Eutardigrada, Parachela, Macrobiotidae. Gene Ontology annotation, cellular component: DNA ligase IV complex; DNA-dependent protein kinase-DNA ligase 4 complex. Gene Ontology annotation, molecular function: DNA binding; ATP binding; DNA ligase (ATP) activity. The transcript has 14 exons.
UAUAAAAAACAAAAGUUACAAAACUCAAAGAUUUUGUAUUCCCUGGCCAUGGUGAGUUGGUUUCUACGUUUGAACUGUCUUUUACAGCUGAUGGGCGCUGAAGUGUAAGGUUUAAGCCUACAGGCACGAAAGCCUGAUAGGUUUGAUUUCUCAUUUCAGAUCAAUAAUUCGGAGAACUUGUGGACACAGAAAAGUGCAGUGAUAAUUGCUAUUGUCGAAAGCUGGACAGCUGCAGCUUGCUGCCGUUAUAAGUACAGAAUUGGAUGGACUCCUCAGCAUUUGGGCCUACCAUUACCAUCGCAGCGAAAACACCGUUCAAGACGCUGGUUUGCUUAUUGCACUCCUUAAGAGCCAUUACUGGAACAUCGCAACGUAAUCGUCGGAAAGCUGUUUUUGACUCGUAUCUGGAAACUUGGAGAAAGAAUUAUGAGUGUAUCUACGGAGUUGCUCCGAGUUCUAACGGAUCCGAUACAUUUUUCCCUUUCUUGCGCUUGUUACUGCCGAAACACGAUGAGCGCCCCACAUUUUCCUUGCAAGAAUUCACACUGAGCAAAUGGUUCCGGAUUGUUUUUAAUUUGAGUAGUGAUUGUACUACUUCGCAGACACUGACUGCUUGGCGACGGCAUAUUUCCAAACGGGAAAAUGUAGGCGACUAUGCCGCCGUUGCGGCAAACGCGCUGGAUCGGCAUUUAGUGAAACCGAAAAAGAAGGAUUUGUCUGUGGAGGAGAUCAAUAAUUGUCUGGAUGCGCUUGCAGAGGCUAAUAGCCUUAUAGGAAUUCCUCGCAAAGAGAAAUACCAGAGCACCUUCACAUUUUUGCUGCAGCGAAUCGACAAGCAAGAACUGGAAUGGCUAAUUCGCAUUCUGCUCAGAGAUCUAAAACUGGGAAUAAGUUUCGAAGUGAUUAUGGACCUUUUUCACAAGGAUGCCAAAGACAUGUUUGCAGCCCACGCCAAACUUUCGGUUGUUUGUCAGAAACUAUGUGACAACAAAGUGCGAAAGCCGCAGUACGGUGUUCAGCUGAUGGAGCCAUUGCUGCCUAUGCGUGCAGAAUUAUGGGACUUCAGUAAAAUCGACGCUGCGCUCAGGAUCACUCCGUUGAUAGCGGAAAUUAAAUACGACGGUGAACGUUUUCAGAUCCAUAAAGAUGGCAAGCGAUUCCGGUUUUUUUCUAGACCCGGAAAUGAUUACACUGCUGUUUUGGGAGAAACUGCUACCGAAGGGACGCUGCUGCAGUAUAUUGCGCACUGUUUUCGACCACAUGCGGAAAGUUUCAUAAUAGAUGGUGAGCUGUGCCCGUACUAUACAAAGAAACGUUGUUUUGGGUCUAAAGCAGAUAUUAACUGGAUGAAAAAACUGACGGGUUCAUCCGGAUGCCAGUUAUGCUUCGUCGCUUUUGAUAUCCUACACUUAAACGGCCAGGUUUUGAUGGAUCGCCCAUGGCGAGACCGAGUUGAAAUACUUAAAGGACUGUUUGCAGAGGAGGAAGGGCGUUUAGUCUACUCAAUUCGCCGGGAGUUUUCCAUCAUCGACGAAUGCAUGGAUUUUCUUAACGAGAUCGCGAAUACAGAGGAAGGUUUGAUAAUCAAAGACCCGCGAUCUGUUUAUCAACCCAAAAUUCAGUCGCCCUAUUGGUGGAAAUUGAAGCCAGAAUUUGUUGGAAGUUUGUGUGAACAAUUGGACUUACUCAUUAUUGGAGCGUACCGAGGACACGGAAAUUCGGUUGCCGGGAAUUUUCUAUUGGGUGUGAUUGAUGCCAACAACGGCGGAGCGGAUGAGCAACCAAAACGCUUCUUCUCCAUUUGCAAUAUUGCCGUUGGAUUCAAAAGAACAGAACUGGAAUCGUUGGUAUUGAAAUUAAUUCCACAUUUGCGGCCAUGGGAUAAUCAUUCCCAACCAGAUUUUAUUGUGCUGGGUAGCCGAGAAGCUUGUAGGCCAGAUUACUGGGUACAUCCAAAUGUAUCGGCUGUCGUGCAGGUGCGAGCGUCACAACUUAUUCGGAAUGAUGGUUUUGGUGCUGGUUUUGCCCUACGAUUUCCUCGUGUGGUACAAAUUCGAUCCGAUAAGAACUGGUCUGAUACCACAACAUUAUCAGAUAUAAACCGCAUUGAUCGGGAAAGAAACAGGCGAUUGGGCGCUGUAAACGUUAAUGUAGAUGACCUGCGACAUCCAGCACGUUCAUUCUCUUUUCGAAGAUCGUCAGAAGGAUCGCGGCUGCCCGUCCACGAAUGGUUUGUUACUCCGAAGGAUUUAACCAUAAAAUCCGGUUUAUUCAUGGGUAAGGAGUUUUGCGUGACUACCGGAGAUGAUACCGGUGAGAAGGAACGGAUCCAGCGUCUGAUCUUGGAGAAUGGAGGAACAUGUACGCUGCAUCGAUCAAAUACUACUUUCUGUGUAAUCAGCACAAAGGUCUGCACAAAAGUGCGAAACAUGGUGAUACGUGAUCCAUUAGAUAUCGUUCGACCGACUUGGAUUGAACGGUGUAUUGCAUCCGGAAGUAUACUACCAUGGCAUCCCGAUGACCUACUGUACAGUAAGCCAAGAACGUCUAUGGUUGUGAAGAGGUCGUAUGAUGAAAAUGACGACAGUUUUACGGAAGAUGUUGAUGUUGACGAAGUCGAGAGGUUGUUUAGCAAAAUGGAUGCUAAAUUGCUGGCCGAAACCAUUUCGAAGGAUAAGCUCGAUGAUUUCGUAAUGGAGAAGUUCUGCAGCAUUUUCUGGGCUAAUGAACUGAUCUUGUUUCGUGGGUUGAGUUUUUUCGUACUCAACCGGCAGUCUUCAAUCAUGCUAGAAGUUGUGGCGGACGCAAUCAAGCACUUCGGUGGCUUGGUCAAGUUAAAUAUGGAAGAACAACCAAGUCAUGUUGUGGUCCAACGGGAUGUGAAUUCGGAUGAUGUUGACGCACUGAAGACAACUUGCCAUAAAAGCAAGAUUCGUGUUGUGGCAUGGACUUGGGUGAUCGACUGCAUUAGUGAGCUCCGCUUACUGGAUGAGCGCGAAUACUAUCCUCAUGAGGCAUUUACCAAAAAGAUAAUACCUUCUGUGAUUUCUGUAUUUGAUUGUUUAAGUGAUCCUGUUGCACCAGUUAUUCCCGUGGUUUAAGCUUUUCCCGGCUUUUUGAAUUUAUAGUGUACUCUGUAUUUAUUGGUUUCUGUUCGAACGUUUUCACUGUAAAUACAUAUUAGUUAGAAUUUUGAGCUAAUCUGAAUAUUUUAUUUCUACAUUUAUGAAUCUGCAAAAACGAGUUUGUUCCGCACAGUUCGUUGUCUUCUAACAUAGCUCUAUGGACAGCAUGCGAACACAACGCAGUUAAACUAGAAAGCAAUGAGAUCAUAAAUCUGAGCUCGGCGAAGCCAAAAC